GCUUUUCCUUCCAGGUUUCAAAGGAGCUCAAGUUCUUUAUACUAAAUUCUUUAAACCAGCUCUUUUGUCAUAUGAAAAUGGUAUUGAUCAUUGCAUUAACAAAGCAAAAAAAGUUGCUAAAAGUGUUAUCAAUGCUGAAACUGACCCUCCUCUUAAUAAUAUUAAGAGUGAUUAG
Molecule: messenger RNA, 175 nt
Organism: Entrophospora candida
Lineage: Eukaryota; Fungi; Glomeromycota; Glomeromycetes; Entrophosporales; Entrophosporaceae
Source: the annotation of a GenBank genome assembly